Wyeomyia smithii (pitcher-plant mosquito) is the source of this 1005-nucleotide messenger RNA. RefSeq lists its product as uncharacterized. The record is from RefSeq and is a predicted model, not a curated record. The transcript has a single exon. Gene Ontology annotation, molecular function: aspartic-type endopeptidase activity. Lineage: Eukaryota; Metazoa; Arthropoda; Insecta; Diptera; Culicidae. Gene Ontology annotation, biological process: proteolysis. The coding region runs from base 1 to 1005 and encodes 334 amino acids.
AUGCUUAUCGACUCUGGGGCGGAUGCCAAUCUUGUUACCGAGGAAGCUUGGGAGGCAUUGAAGAGCCAAAGAAUAACAAUAGUAUCGUCUAAAAAAGGCAGCUCUCGGAUUCUUCGUGCUUAUGGCAGCCAGAAUGCGCUGACAAUUCGAGGAUCAUCCGUGGCAGACAUAGUUGCUGGCAGAAAUACCGUUCAAGCAGAACUCUUCGUUGUGGCGGGAGGCCAGCGAUGUCUAUUAGGCGAUGAUACCGCAAAAAGGUUGGGAGUACUCAAAGUUGGCACGAACAUCGAUAGCAUAAAGAUACAGCCUUUCACCAAAAUCAAGGGUAUCAAAGCACACAUUCGUAUCGAUCCUCAGGCUGUGCCAGUUUUUCAACCAAUGCGAAGAAUUCCGAUACCACUUGAAGAAGCCGUUGGAAGAAAACUAGAUGAGAUGUUACGACGUGAUAUAAUUGAAAUAGAAACAGGCCCUACGUCAUGGGUAUCACCAUUAGUGAUACUGGGUAAGGCUAAUGGAGAGCCCCGUUUAUGUCUCGAUUUGCGUCGAGUAAACGAGUCUGUUAUGCGUGAUCAUCACCCCAUGCCUGUCAUCGAAGAUUACUUUGCGAAACUUGGAAGAGGACGUUUGUGGAGCAAACUCGACAUCAAGGAGGCAUUCCUUCAAGUCGAACUAGAUGAGGAAUCUCGGGAUGCAACUACUUUCAUCACGGCGCGAGGACUUUACCGCUUCGAGCGUUUGCCGUUCGGUCUGGUGACGGCACCUGAGUUAUUUCAGAAGUCCAUGGACGAAAUUCUCAGCGGCUGCGAUGGAACUUAUUGGUACCUUGACGAUGCGAUCGUCGUGGGGGAAGAUUUGAAACAGCAUGAUGAACGUCUAAAUAAGGUUAUAUCCCGAUUGAAUGAUAGGAGAGUAGAGCUUAACUGGGAGAAAUGCCAACUGAGGGUAGGUGAACUCGACAUUUGGGGCAGAGAAUUUCCCAAGAUGGAAUCCCACCUUCCAGAGUGA